UUACCUGAUGGAUUACAAACUGCUUUAAUCUGCCAUGUUGAUAUAAUCUGCUGAAGUAUAAAUACAGCAAGUUUUGUUGGAACCACAACAUUGUCACACCGGCUAGGCAACAACAUGCGUAUCCUUGCUUUGGUAGCUCUCUGCUUCGCGGCUGUCGCAGCUGUCCCCAGCAAUCCCCAGAGGAUUGUGGGUGGUUCGGUCACUACUAUCGACCAAUACCCUACCAUCGCGGCUCUGCUGUACUCAUGGAACUUGAGCACCUACUGGCAGGCUUGCGGAGGUACCAUCCUCAACAACAGGGCUAUCCUCACCGCUGCUCACUGCACUGCUGGUGACGCCAACAACAGAUGGCGUAUCCGUCUUGGCUCCACCUGGGCCAACAGCGGUGGUGUUGUCCACAACCUGAACGCCAACAUCGUCCACCCCUCAUACAACUCAAGGACCAUGGACAAUGACAUCGCCGUCCUCCGCUCCGCCACCACCUUCUCCUUCAACAACCAAGUUCGCGCUGCUUCCAUCGCUGGUGCCAACUACAACCUCGCUGACAACCAGGCUGUCUGGGCCGCUGGCUGGGGCACAACCUCUUCCGGUGGUUCUUCGUCUGAGCAGCUCCGUCACGUUCAGCUCGUGACCAUCAACCAGAACACCUGCAGAAACAACUACGCUACCCGUGGUAUCGCUAUCACCGACAACAUGUUGUGCUCCGGCUGGCCCAACGGUGGUCGUGACCAGUGCCAGGGUGACUCCGGCGGUCCUCUCUACCACAACGGUAUCGUUGUUGGUGUCUGCUCCUUCGGUAUUGGUUGCGCUCAGGCUGCCUUCCCCGGUGUCAAUGCUCGCGUAUCUCGCUACACUUCCUGGAUUUCAUCUAACGCGUAAAAAGGGAUUCCAAUCUCAUUAAAAAGUGUUAAGAUGACAUUUUGUAAAAAAUAAAAUUAAGCAAUUAAUUUAAA
Molecule: messenger RNA, 953 nt
Organism: Helicoverpa armigera (cotton bollworm)
Lineage: Eukaryota; Metazoa; Arthropoda; Insecta; Lepidoptera; Noctuidae
Product: trypsin CFT-1
Exons: 4
Coding region: 115-879 (254 amino acids)
Biological process (GO): proteolysis
Molecular function (GO): serine-type endopeptidase activity
Source: RefSeq, a predicted model, not a curated record